Capsicum annuum is the source of this 2454-nucleotide messenger RNA. Its product is annotated as glucose-6-phosphate/phosphate translocator 1, chloroplastic. NCBI's taxonomy places the organism in Eukaryota, Viridiplantae, Streptophyta, Magnoliopsida, Solanales, Solanaceae. Bases 993 to 2180 code for a protein of 395 amino acids. Gene Ontology annotation, molecular function: triose-phosphate transmembrane transporter activity; antiporter activity; phosphoglycerate transmembrane transporter activity. The record is from RefSeq and is a predicted model, not a curated record. Gene Ontology annotation, biological process: transmembrane transport. The transcript has 5 exons. Gene Ontology annotation, cellular component: Golgi apparatus; membrane.
AUGUUAAGUCGAUAUUUGUGCUGAUGAGAGAUACAUAAAAUUUGUUUAAAUACACGAGAACUAAUCCGAACACGAAAUUUUUAUGGGGAAAAAAAAAAUAGUGCCCUCUGUUUGGAAAGAUCAAGGUAGAAUAAAAAGAAAAACAUCAUAGGUUAGUCGAUAUAAUAGAGGUGAAAAAAAUUAAAAAGGAAAAAAAAUACUCCAACCCCCCACCCCUACCCCACUCCUACCCCACCCACCCACCAAACAAACUAUUCUUGUUCUACUAUUAUACACUUUUUUUUGCAGCCACCUUAGUUUUUCUACUAUUCCAAUAUACACUUUCUUCCAUAAAAGCCUCGUACUUUUUCGUUCUGCCUUUUUUUUUUGGAUCAUCAUAUCAUAAGCCUUUUCUUAUUGUACUGAGAUUUCAAUCUUCUUUCUGUGUUUUUUUUCAGAGCAUAUUAGAUCUCAUAUAAAUCUAUUUCUGCAAUUAAAUAAAUAUAUACUGACAAGGAGGGAGUGUACAUGACAUGGUACUGCCUCUCUCCACGUGAAUAACCAACCCCUUUUUCCAAGUUCUUCAUCUGGGGUGUUUGUGUUUUUGCUAAAAUCAUAGUAUUAUUUUGUGAUCUUUCUUAAGUUUGUCUGGUAAAAUCUUGAUCUGGGGUUGUUGUGUUUUUGCUAAAAUAAUAUAUUAUUUUGUGAUCUUAAAAAAGCUUUUUUGGUAAAAUUUUGAUUUGGGGUGGUUGUGUUUUUGCUAAAAGUUGCAUUAUUUUCUGAUCUUUCUAAAGUAUUUUCAUAAAAUCUUGAUCUGGGGUUGUUGUGUUUUUGCUGAAAAUUUAAUAUUUUGUGAUCUUGCUGAAGUUUUUUCGUAAAAUCUUGAUCUGGGGUUUUGUUGUUUUUGCUAAUAUAAUAAUAUUAUUUUCUGAUCUUUAUAAUAUAAAGUUUAAAUUUUUAGUCUAUACCCCACCUGAAUUUUCGGUUUGCCAGCUCAAAAUUUUUCUUGAAUUAUGAUUUCAACAGUGAAACAAUCAGCUUUUACAAUCAAUGGCUGUGAUUUCAUCAGGUCAAAGUCUCAAUCUUUGACUUUUUCUCAUCGUUUUUCGUUACUUCCGCCAUUACCGGCGGCAAUGAAGUCCCGCCGGAGCUCCGGCGUAUCAUUUACCAAGCCUAUUUAUGUUUCAUCUGUUGAAAACUUUGGGGGGCUAAAGAAAGAGAGAUCUAAUGAUAAUUUGGUUAAGGUUAAGGCUUAUGAAGCGGAUCGGAUCGACCCGAUUGAGGGACCCGAUUCGAAAACUGAGGUGGCAAGGAGGUUGAAGAUUGGUGUUUAUUUUGCUACAUGGUGGUUUUUGAAUGUGAUUUUUAAUAUAUAUAAUAAGAAAGUGUUGAAUGCUUUUCCAUUCCCUUGGUUAACAUCAACUUUGUCACUUGCUGCUGGUUCACUUAUUAUGUUGAUGUCUUGGACUCUUAGAAUUGCUGAAACUCCGAAAACCGAUCUUGAAUUCUGGAAAACUCUCUUACCGGUUGCCGUUGCACAUACAAUUGGGCAUGUGGCAGCUACGGUGAGCAUGUCAAAAGUGGCAGUUUCAUUCACUCACAUCAUCAAGAGUGGUGAACCUGCUUUUAGCGUUUUGGUUUCUAGGUUCCUCUUGGGAGAGACAUUUCCUACAGCCGUUUACUUAUCUCUUAUCCCCAUCAUCGGUGGUUGUGGUCUUUCUGCUCUUACAGAGUUGAACUUCAACUGGAUUGGUUUUGCUGGGGCUAUGAUCUCGAACGUGGCAUUUGUCUUCAGAAAUAUAUUCUCCAAGAGGGGUAUGAAGGGAAAAUCUGUUAGUGGGAUGAACUACUAUGCUUGCUUGUCUAUGUUGUCUUUGUUGCUUCUCACACCAUUUGCCAUUGCUGUUGAGGGACCACAAAUGUGGGCUCUAGGAUUUGAAAAGGCUGUCUCUCAAAUUGGUCCCCAAAUCGUCUGGUGGAUGGCGGCCCAGAGUGUAUUUUAUCACCUCUACAAUCAGGUUUCUUACAUGUCCCUGGAUGAGAUCUCUCCCUUGACGUUUAGUAUUGGAAACACUAUGAAACGUAUUUCUGUAAUAGUCUCCUCCAUCAUUAUCUUCCGUACACCCGUCCAGCCAAUCAACGCUCUUGGAGCUGCCAUUGCAAUUCUUGGAACUUUCUUGUACUCACAGGCAAAACAAUGAAGAGUGGAACUUGCAUACCGCGGUAGGGAUAAAGACGUUGAAGAGAACCUUGAGGUCAAUGUCUCUUAGGAUCCUCAGUCUACCCUUGCUUUGAGUUGAACAUGGAACUUAUUUGAGUAUUUUGUAGAUAGCAAUAAUGAGUUGAAGUUAACUCAAAUCCUAUAGAGUUAUCGAGGCCUGGUUUCCUUGUUUUGUUAUUAUUCAUAGAGACAUCAACAAGUGUACUAAUAAGAGUACUUCUUGGGUUGAGAAUGUCAUAAAUUAGUUCAUUGAA